This is a messenger RNA of Annulohypoxylon maeteangense, 2013 nucleotides long. RefSeq names its product peptide N-acetyl-beta-D-glucosaminyl asparaginase amidase A-domain-containing protein. The transcript is spliced from 2 exons. The coding region runs from base 1 to 2013 and encodes 670 amino acids. The record is from RefSeq and is a predicted model, not a curated record. NCBI's taxonomy places the organism in Eukaryota, Fungi, Ascomycota, Sordariomycetes, Xylariales, Hypoxylaceae.
AUGUCGACCCCAAAUCUCAUGAGCGACAGCGUGCGCGCCUUUUUUACGAAAUGGGUCUUGCUGGUUACGCUUCUCGUUGGAUUUUCCCUCGCACACCCCGACGUGAGAUAUCCACCGCAGAAGAUCGUUGAGAAGGAUGCGAAAGUAGCACGUAGUCCUUUUGCCAAAUUCAAGGAUCUCGUAGCUGGCGGGGUUAGCAUCACAUCAACCGAUGACGCGCCUGCUGCUACAACCACGCCGUUGGAAUGCUUCCAAGUUACCGAACCGGUGUUGACGCCUCAAGGAGCUCUGUUCCGCGAUGGCGUCUCGAUAACUGGGAAUGGAAUCUCAAUCUCAAUUGGAGCUGAGGAGGCUCAUACGGUAGUUUUGAUGGAACAUUCAUUCGCAAACAGCUAUGGCGCACCUUUCGUUGCCAAUUACACGCCGCCAGACUAUGAUUUUGACCAUGUUGUUAUCAAUUUCACUGUCGAGGUAAAAGGACGACAAUACGAUCGAACAGGCGUCUUUUACCUCAGCGACACGGAAGUAUGGAGAACGUCAACUGCCGAGCCCACCUCUUACGGUAUCCGUUGGUCCUGGUUUAAAGAUUUAAGUCCGUUCUUGUCGCUUUGGAAAGAGCCACAGACUUUGAUUUUCGAUCUUGAAAGUAUCGUGGAUAGUACUUACACGGGCAUUCUUAACACGACGCUUACGGCGACUUAUUGGAAGUCUUCAUCGGUCGCGGCCAGCGGUCGAGGUCCCGCCGACCUGAUUAUUCCCAUCUCCGAACGCACGGGAUCUGAGGGGCUGCCAAGCCAGUUUACCUACCCGGCACAGAAUGCGACUAACAUAGUUAGCUUUCCUCGGAAUGCGAACCGGGCCGUAUUUACUGUAGACGUCAAAGGCCAGGGCGAUGAGGAAUUUUGGUGGAGUAAUGUGCCGCAGAGCGCAAUACACGCCUUCGAUGCCGUGUACGGCGUGUACCCUGGGUACUCACCUUUCCGCGAAGUCCAAAUUUUGAUCGAUGGUCAUCUUGCAGGAGUUGACUGGCCGUUCCCGGUCAUAUACACUGGUGGUGUGGUUCCUCAACUACACCGACCAGUGGUCGGAGUUCAAGCAUUCGAUAUCAAGGAGCACCAGAUCGACAUUACCCCUUGGCUGCCACUCCUCUCCGACGGAAACGGCCACAAUUUCACCAUCCAGGUCCUUGGUUUAGAUGACGAUGGAGUAUCUAGUGCCAAGCUCUCUUCGACCACGGACAGCGAAUGGUACAUCACAGGCAAAAUCUUCGUCUGGCUCGACGAUGAAGACUCCAUUACAACCGGCGUGAUGAGCAGCACCUUUUCUAGCGAGCCUAGCAUCUCCUUCUCUCAGCGUAUCACGCAAAACUCCACCGGCUUCAACGAAACCCUCGACUACACGCUAGCCGUAACGCGCACGCUCUCCAUCAGCUCCUACGUUAAAACGCAGAAAGGCGAGGGCACGGCAACGUGGACGCAAUCCCUGUCGUACUCGAAUAACGGCGGAGUUUACGCCUACGGGAACAAUAAUGUUAACACAUUCGGAAUCGCAGGUGCCGACGCAGCCACGGGCGCGGGGCUGGAUUACGACUACUCUGCUAGUUAUAGCUACCCGCUAUACUGCAGCAGUUCAGCGGCGUACUCGCCCGAAGGCAAUUUAACACUGCGCGCAGAUCUCAACCAAAGUUUAGUGUAUGAAGUCCGGGGCGACUCCGUGUUCCCAUCCGGCCUGGAGGCAUUCGCGGGAAUUGACGGUGCGGAUGUAGCACAGUUCUCCGGCGCGGUGUUGAGUACGUGGAAGAACGGGUCGGCGUUAUACCAGAGGCCAGGCGAUAAUAGCUAUAGCACGGGCGUUGGUUCAGCGCACCAGGUCUUCUCUUUUGGGGGGGUUAAUAGUGAUGAUGAGGAGGGGACGCCACACAGCACAGAGCUGUACUUCCGCGAGGUUAGUGCGUAUAAUGAUACGGUUACUAAUAGCUCGGUGUUGUUGUUGGGGAAGGCCGUAAAUGCCUAG